Molecule: messenger RNA, 433 nt
Organism: Leptosomus discolor (cuckoo roller)
Lineage: Eukaryota; Metazoa; Chordata; Aves; Leptosomiformes; Leptosomidae
Source: RefSeq, a predicted model, not a curated record
GCUGGCUGAGCAGUAUAAAGAGCAGAGCUGGAUAACUAUGUCCGACCUGGAGAGAGAGUUGCAACAGAUGGAGGCACAAUAUGAAAGGGAAUUUGGAGACGGAUCAGGUGAUAAAGAUGAAUUAGAAGAAGAGGCGACCCAACUCACGGAAGACAAACUGAAUGCUGAGACUGAAGAAGCUGAAUUUGUUGAUGAUCUGUACUGCCCCGCUUGUGACAAAGUCUUAAAAACUGAGAAAGCCAUGAAGAAUCACGAAAAAUCAAAGAAGCAUCGAGAGAUGGUAGCACUGUUACGACAGCAACUGGAAGAAGAAGAAGGGAAAUUUCCUGUGUCUUUGGAUGAUGCAGACGGAAUACAUAUCAAAGAGGAGGAAGAAACAGAAGACAUGCCCAAACUCUCGAAGAAGCAGAGGAAGAAACAGAAAACAAUGAUG